UUCCUUACUGAGGAGUUGGCAACAGUCGGUGUAGAGACAGCACGGAGAAGGCAGCUUUACUUUGUUUCCACCUUUUGAGUUAUUUAAAAAAAUCCACUCUUUGUUUCUGAUUGUAGAUUCGAUUUUUGUGUACUAACUGAAGUAUAUACAACAGUUUUCUGUGCUUGUCACAACACAGUACGUUGUUGUCGGUCUCAUUUUCGGGAGUUUUUUGACGCCAAGUCUGCCCCAGACGCCUCCUAACGUUAGCACAGCGGCUAGCCACCAUUUGUUCGCCGAAUAAAGCCAUAGAUAAUCGUUACAUAAAUCAUGGAUCAAUCGGGAGUCACAACAGAAACGCCAAAGAGUCCCUGGGGGUCAGUGGCCCCGGCAGCUCCAGCCUGCUCUCUGGCUGACGUGAUGAGUGAGCAGCUGGCCAGACAGCUGGAUGAAGAGAACCACGCCUUCCCUACGCUCACAGAACCUGGAGCAGAUCCAUUGUCGCUGGAUGAGGUUCCCGAUACGGCCAGUGACCUGAUGCUGGCCCAGAUGUUGCAGAUGCAGUUUGACCGUGAAUAUGAUGAUCAGCUCCGCCGUGAAGAGAAGAAGUUCAACGGAGACAGCAAAGUGUCCAUCUCCUUUGAGAACUACCUGAAGGUCCACCCAUAUGAAGACAGCGACAGCUCGGAGGAUGAAGUGGACUGGCAGGACACCAGAGAUGACCCCUACAGAGCCGAAAAGCCUCAGACCACGCCCAGGAAAGGCUUUGCAGGGAAAGGCAAGAACAUCACCACCAAACAUGAUGAGGUGAACUGCGGCCGCAAGAACACCGCCCGCAUGGACAAGUUUGCUCCAGAGGUCCAUGUUGGUGAUGGUCUGGGGAUGGACCUUAAGUUGUCCAAUCAGGUUUUUAACUCUCUGAAGCAGCACUGCUACACCGAGCAGAAGCGUAGCGCUAAACUACAUGAGAAGAAGGAGCACUCAACCGCUGAACAAGCAGUGGACCCCCGUACUCGACUCCUGAUGUACAAGAUGGUGAACUCCGGGCUGCUGGAAAACAUCAAUGGCUGCAUCAGCACAGGGAAGGAGUCUGUGGUCUUCCAUGCUAAUGGAGGGAGCCUGGAGGAGCAGCCUUUUCCUGAUGAAGUGGUCCUCAAGGUUUUUAAGACGACGCUGAACGAGUUCAGGAACAGAGACCGCUACAUCAAAGACGACUAUCGCUUCAAGGAGCGCUUCAGUAAACUGAAUCCACGCAAGAUCAUCAGACUGUGGGCUGAGAAGGAGAUGCACAACCUGGCCAGGAUGAAGAAGGCAGAGAUCCCCUGUCCAGAGGUGGUGGUGUUGAAGAAACACAUCCUGGUGAUGUCGUUCAUUGGUAAAGACCACGUUCCUGCUCCUAAACUCAAAGACGCCAUGUUGGGCUCAGAGGACUUGAAGAACGCGUACUACCAGGUCCUACAUAUGAUGCGGCAGUUGUAUCAAGAGUGUAAUCUGGUUCACGCUGAUCUCAGUGAAUACAACAUGCUGUGGCAUGAAGGGAAGGUCUGGUUGAUAGAUGUCAGUCAGUCCGUGGAGCCCACCCACCCUCACGGUCUGGAGUUCCUCUUUAGAGACUGCAGGAAUGUUUCCACGUUCUUCCAGAAGAAAGGUGUGGGCGAGGCGAUGAAUGUCUACGACCUUUUCAACACUGUAACCGGGCUCCACAUCCCUGUCGACACAGAGGACGAGGCUGCAUUUAUAGCCGAGAUUGUGGCGCUGGAGAAGAGGAAUGAGGACCAUGUGCAGAAGCGAGGGAAGAAAACUUUCCCUGUCACCUCUGAGGACAGCGGCCCUCCUCUUCAACUUGAUGCUGAUGACUAACACUUGCCCUGUUCACGCUCUCUUCACAAUCCCACCGUGUUGAAUAGGCUGUAAAGAGGAGGUGAAUAGAGGCGGCCUCUGGAGGACCUGGCACCUCCCCCUACAACCCACUGGCCCCCACAGUCACUGCUUCCUUUCAACAGGCAGGAUGGAGCGCCCCCUCCUGGCUGCUGGAGUUACAUUUCAUGUCUCCUGUUACAAUUGGCCCACACUGACACAGUUUGUGUAAACAGAUUGGCUGCAGCCACCGGUGGGUCCUUCAUUGCUAAGCUUUGAUCAAACAUUUAAUUUGAUUUUAAAGACAUUUAAAUUCUAGAGGAGAGUUCAGUGUCGUGAAAGAUACACCUGUGUCUGGGUGAAGCUUAGUUAAUGGUGCAUGUGUGAAUACAUGGGUUUGAAUACAUAAUUCGGUAGCUUCAGCAAGGCAGCUUGAGUAGUAUGUGUGAGAAAGACUGCAGGAUCGAUCUACUGUUUUAAGUGAAAUUUAAAAAAAAAUCUCAAAAUACAAUAAUAAUAAAUAUGAGCAGUAAAUCAAAUUUAGGGCUUUGGCUUUAUAAAGCCAACCUCAGCUGUUUGUCCCUCUGACUCCGAGGCUCUGGUGAGGAGCAGGAAGCUCUGUCUCGUUUUCAUCUUCACACUUGAUUGUGUUGGUCCUUGUCCUCAUCGCUUUUUCUCUUGCUCUGGUUCUAUCUAUUCCAUCUCCAGGUUUGAUUUUCUCUAAGGCUGGGUAUCGUUAGGGAUGUUUGGGGCUCCUGUAGAUGCAUCACCUUAGUUCACUUAGGAUAAAAGCCAAUACAUCAGGAAUUGGUGAGCUCAUAGUGCAACGUGGAAAACACAACUCACUAAAACAUAAAAAGAACAUUUUAAAAUCCAAAGUACCAUAAAUGGUGCUUUCUCUGUGCCUCACAUUUAAAAAUCAAAACCUAAUUGGACCCUUUUCUCAUAUUUAACGGAAACGACAGAAUAUCUGUGUGAUGCGACAACCCGACCUGAAGUAACUGUUUGUUUUUUAACUAGGGAUUUGAUGAUUUUUUGACUGAGGUCAUUCUGGUUCUCCAUUUUGAAGGCCACCCCAAAACACUUAGUUCUACUCUGAGGAGUCAUUUAUAAACCUGGAACCAGUGAAUAUUUAGUGGGUUUGCUUAAAAUGUUCUUUAGCAAUUCUUUGUGUCAAAAUAGCUGCUGAUUAAUUUCCUGUCAAUUGGCUGAUCGUUGCAUCUGCGCUCAUUCCUGUUUUCAGCAGUUCAGGGUCAAAUGUGGAAAGGGAGGUCUCAGUGGUUGGUUUGGGUGUUUGUGAAAGCUAAAGCAGGGCGAUGCUUUGCUACCUGUCACAAUCAGAUGAGUACAAGGAAACCAGUUAUUCUGGCAUUGUGUGAUGAAAUAUAAAGGAUGCUGUUUGCAGUAGCUCAGAUUUUAUAUCUUCAGAUGAGAAAGUGUUUGUCUCUUGUUCAUGUUGUUGUGUUUUAAUGAGGGAACAUGCAGCCACAGAGGCUUCACAUGAAGUUGGAUAUAUUCUAAUGAAAUGCUCCAUUAUGUGUGGAACAGUCUGCAGACUAGUUGUGACAAUAAAACCUGAAGAUUAAAAA
Messenger RNA from Monopterus albus (swamp eel), 3425 nucleotides. RefSeq names its product RIO kinase 3 (yeast) (gene riok3). The transcript has 13 exons. Lineage: Eukaryota; Metazoa; Chordata; Actinopteri; Synbranchiformes; Synbranchidae. Gene Ontology annotation, molecular function: protein serine/threonine kinase activity; ATP binding. The coding region runs from base 310 to 1839 and encodes 509 amino acids. Gene Ontology annotation, biological process: protein phosphorylation. The record is from RefSeq and is a predicted model, not a curated record.